Messenger RNA from Ilex paraguariensis (yerba mate), 456 nucleotides. The record is from the annotation of a GenBank genome assembly. Lineage: Eukaryota; Viridiplantae; Streptophyta; Magnoliopsida; Aquifoliales; Aquifoliaceae.
AUGAGUGAGGAAGCAAGGAGAAUCGGAAGCGGAGCUCUGGAGAUGAAACCCUCCGCCGACGACCGGAGGCCAUCGUCGGCGGCGUCUCCAUUGCAGACAGUAGGCAAGAAAGUGAUUAUUAAGAGCGCCGAUAUGAAGGAUGACAUGCAGAAAGAGGCGGUCGACAUUGCCAUUGCCGCGUUUGAGAAGAACAGUGUAGAGAAGGAUGUUGCAGAGCAGAUAAAAAAGGAGUUCGACAAAAAGCAUGGACCUACUUGGCAUUGUAUCGUCGGCAAAAACUUCGUGGUCUACAUAGUUUUGCUUUCCAUUGUUGAUUUCUGUAGAAAAGACAUGAACACUCUUACGUGUUAUGUACAUGAUGGUCUUAAUGGUGGUUCUUAUGUGACUCAUGAGACAAAUCACUUUGUGUACUUCUAUUUGGAUUCAAAAGCAGUGUUACUGUUCAAAUCUGGUUGA